AUGGCCGGACUCAGCCCCCAAAUCCCGCUAAUCAAAGUCGCGCGCAACAGAACCAACCUGGUCAUCAUCCUCGGAAUGAUGCAGGUAUCCAAGCGGAUUCCCUUCGACGACCCCAACGUCCUCAACGGUGUCCGCGCCAUGUACGUGCUGAGCAAUGUCAUCAUUGCCGGCAUCUACGUCUAUGUUCUGAUGCAGAUCAACAAGAAGAAAGAUCUGACGACGCUCAAGUACGUUGAGCCGGCGCCGAUGGGCUCCUCGGAGGAGGGCAAGCUCGUGACGACGACGGUGCACGCCUACGACUCGCAGCAGAUCAAGAACUCGUUCCGAUCGCAACUGAUGGGCCUCGCCAUGAUGGCGGGCAUGCACUUCUACAUGAAGUACACCAACCCCCUGUUGAUCCAGUCCAUCAUCCCCCUCAAGGGCGCCUUCGAGUCCAACCUGGUCAAGAUCCACCUACUCGGCCAGCCAGCCAGCGGCGACCUCAAGCGCCCCUUCAAGCAGCCUGCUGGCAUCAUGAGCGGUCUCCAGGGCGGUGCUGCCCAGAGCGACAAGAAGGCGGUCGAGGCUGCCGAGCGUUCCGGUCGUGGGGGUGUCAAGGACGAAUAG
Anthostomella pinea is the source of this 606-nucleotide messenger RNA. The record is from the annotation of a GenBank genome assembly. NCBI's taxonomy places the organism in Eukaryota, Fungi, Ascomycota, Sordariomycetes, Xylariales, Xylariaceae.